AUGAAUCGCCAAACAAAUUACCCUGGUCGUCAAUCUUCUGGUGCCAAGAGGGACUACCUUGAAGAAUUAACCUAUCGCAAAUUGAAAUCUAUUACGCUGCCUCUAGAAUAUUAUAGUAACAAAGAACUGGAAGCACAUCGGGCCAUCGUCAAAGGUUUAUUGGUCAGGGAUGCAUGGAUAAGUGAUCUACAAGGUCCAGACGGGGAUAAUGGAAUUGACCUCUUUGGUUCUUGUAUGGGAUAUAGUUUUCCUGUACAAUGUAAAAAUCUUUUAUCAAAUGCUACAGCAGACCAUAUUAGAGCAUUUUUGGGUGCAAUGCUAUGUCAUCCUCUAAUGCCAUUUGGUGUCUUUGUCGUUUCAAAGCCAGAAGGAUAUACAGAAGAAGCGAAGAAUGUAGCUCGCUGUAGCUCAAUUAAAAUAAUUUUAAGUGAUAUUGAUCACGUUGUUAAUGACAUUAAUAAUUAUUGUCUUGAGCUACAGCAACUGGAAAGUACUGAAGGAAUUUUCUUGAGAGAAUUUCAUAAAUUAAGAACCAGUAAUAUAAAGUUGAGUAGGAAACUUGAUAAACAUGAAAAGGAAGUAAAGGACAUAGCAAAUAAUCUAGAAAAACUA
Molecule: messenger RNA, 612 nt
Organism: Dentiscutata heterogama
Lineage: Eukaryota; Fungi; Glomeromycota; Glomeromycetes; Diversisporales; Gigasporaceae
Source: the annotation of a GenBank genome assembly